UGGAGAGAUGUAAUAUGCAUUAGAAGUAAGAGGCUAAUAAAUACAGUUCCUUUUCAGAUUGACAAGAAGAUAGCAAAUAGCUAUUAAGCCCUUCAGCGGCUUCAGAACCUUGGUCUUAAUGGUGGUAACUCAUUUUUGCUACUGGAAGAGAGAUGUCCGAUAUAGUAGAGAUCUAGAAAACAAGUUAAUGCAAUUAAGCAGUAAGAUGCCUAGGUUUGGAUCCAGGAUAUUGAAAAGUGUUUGAUGAGAGACCAGGUUAACAAAGGGUCACCCAGUGGUGGGAUUCAAGUAAUUUAACAACCGGUUCUCUGCCCUAAUGAUUUCUUCCAACAACCAGUUUGCCAAACUGCUCAGAAAGUUAACAACUGGUUCUCCCGAAGUGGUGCGAACUGGCUGAAUCCCACCACUGGGGUCACCUAACCUGAGCGGGCUGCCAUUCACUUGGUUUCUAUAAUCACUGACUUUCAAGCUUCCGUAUGAAUCCAUUCAGGUGAAGAGCUGCUGUUUUAUCCCUCCUCCAGGAAGUAGCUAAUAAAUGUAGAGGUUUUUCUAUGGUAGCUCUAGAGGUGGUAUUCAGCCAGUUCAGAUGAGUUCAGAAGGUAUUUAAACUGUUCUUUGCUAGCUUGUAUCAAAGGGUGGCUCAGGGGCUAAGACACUGAGCUUGUCGAUCGAAAGGUCGGCAGUUCAGCGGUUCGAAUCCCUAGUGCUGCCAUGUAACAGGGUGAGCUCCCGUUACUUGUCCCAGCUUCUGCCAACCUAGCAGCUCGAAAGCACGUAGAAAAUGUAAGUAGAAAAAGAGGGAACCACCUUUGGUGGGAAGGUAACAGUGUUCCGUGCGCCUUUGGUGUUGAGUCAUGCCGGCCACAUGACCACAAAGACAUCUUCGGACGGCACUGGCUCUUCGGCUUUGAAACGGAGAUAAGCACCGCCCCCUAGGGUCGGGAACGACUAGCACAUGUGUGCGAGGGGAACCUUUACCUUUAUCUAUUCAUCACAAAUCACUAGUUACCAAAAUAACCUUCUCUCUGGAGUCCCAAACUUGUAUUUGUAAGUGCUUAAAAUGGUUAAAAUAACCACUGAAGCCUUUGGAGAAAAGUUAAUAAAGGUAGUUAUAGUAUCACUAAUCAGAUAAGAUGGAAAUAUGUCCUCAAAUUGUGUUAAAUAUGCUGAAAAGGUUUCAGACUUUAUUCAAAACAGUGGCAGAUGGAUGAUCUGAUCAAUAUUAUUAGUCCUGCUUUUUCUUGCCUGUUUAACAAAACAGGGGGAUUAUGCUGACCUUUGGUAUUUUAAUUACUGAAAGUUUUUUGUCCCCUUUGGAGACUUUCUUCACGUGAAAUAAAUCAUUAGAAUACUUAAGUCUGAAAUAUUUAGGACAUCAUUCUCGGUGGAUAUUCCCAUGAUUUUUUUUUCUCUCUGUAGCUUUUGCUAUGAGGUUCUCAUUUAUACAGAAAUCCAAGUGUUUUUAUUUUAUCUCCGUAAUAAACACUUUAGUUUCACUGACCCAGUUUUUAAUUCGUGCUGCCCGCAGAUUUUGAGACCGUAGGAUGUCUGUUUCUGCCCACCCCUUUCUAAACAACCACUCACACACAGCAGAAUCGAGUUUGGGCAUUGUUUAAUUUUGGGUUCCAGUCCAUCUGUCUGUACUUCUGACGUUUCUUGGCUCCUAACAAAGCAGAGCUCUAUUUCUUGCUGGCAAUUCAACCUUUCUAAUGCUGCUCACUUUCUCACUGGAAGGCUGCCAUCGUUUAGCAUGGAGUUUAACUCAAAUUCUGUACAGUUCUUCAUGCUUUACCCCUGCUCCAGCUUUUUAUCGCCUGCCUUAAAACCUAGGAACAGGAAGAUGGAUGGGGUUGCCUCUUGAAUUGUGCAUGUAAGAAUCUCUUUCCUUUUCUCUCCUGAAAAAAGUUUGAAUGUGGUUGAGGAAGGUUAUUGCCGUUUGUUUGCAGUGGCAACUUGAUAUCUGUGUUGGUUGUUAGGACAGAAAGAGAGGAGUAUUUAAAUUACUUUUUCAGCAGGAGGAAAAGAAAGUGUGUGAGAUCCUACUCUUUAUUUGUAGUAGUCAAAAGACAUUGGGAAGCUUAAAUAUUCUCAUUCUCUCUCUCUCUCUCUCUCUCUCUCUCUCUCUGUGUGUGUGUGUGUGUGUGUGUGUGUGUGUUUAUCUCGCUCUCUCUUUGUGUGUGUGCACACCCGCAUGCCUUCCUCCAAUCACUUCAGCAAUAUCUGGUCAGCCUGAGAAUUUUGAUAGCAUAACAAGGGCAAUUCGACAAGGUGGGGAAGAGUGAGGGAGGGGAAGCCUCCUCUGUGUGAGUUAGUGUCUGUGGUUUCCCACCCACCUCCGCUCCUUUUCUUUCUCGUUUGCAGUAAUUCAAAAGUGUCCUGCAAAUAUGAUGCAGCUUAGAUUUAUAGCAGAGCUGGCUGAGUGUGCUUGCUGCCUUAGUCAGCUGUGAGAGAUCUCCCGCUGGGACCGAUCCUUUCUGAUGGAAAAGGAGCAGCUGGGAAGGUGCUGUUUCAGGCUCUUGCUGGUAUUAAAGAGAAGAGGGGGGGGGAGGAAAUAGUCGCUUGUAUUGGAGAGGGGAAAACAGGUCAUGUGACGCCAGCCCUCCUACCCGAUGUCACAGUGUGGAGGAGCACCGAUUGGUCUUGCCCAACCACGCAUGGAAUGUCGCUUGCCACUUGGGCUAUUUCUGCUAUCUGUCGCUAUCAGUGCAGCAGUGCUAACACUUUGGCAGAUGGGACACUUUUUCUUGGAGUUUAUGUCUUUAGUUCUUAACUGCUGGCAGUGGCUGGCCUUGUUGCCUUCCCUCUCCUCUGCUUUCUCCCGAGACUAUGGCCCAUCGGUUGCGGUUUCAUUUUGGCUCGGGGCGAAGCAAUACAGCUCCUGAACUGGAGAUCCUAGACCACGACAGGGAAGAUAAUGACGACUGUUUCAUGGCAUUCCACACUUUGCCAAGAAGGAAUGGGCCUCACCCUUUCUCCAGGCACAGCAUCGAUUGUGAAGAUGGCAGCGGCCGUCUGCAGGAAGGCAGCUCCUUGAAAAGAAGCACAUCCAUGUUUAUCCCGCAACUUCUGAACAGCAUUGAUGCGCGGCCCAUGAGGAGCUCAUCCAUGCAGAUCUCCCUUCAGCGCAAUGCUGUGAAUGGACACGCUAAUGAAUGUGGGUCUCCUCCAGAGGAAUCAUGUCAUUUUUCUGGCCUAGGAGAGCGGUGUACCUCUCUUGACGGAAGCCAUUCUUCUCCAAGUAGUUCACAGGUAACUCCAGAGGAUUCUCCAACGAGAGAGCUUGAGAACCUGGGACAUGAGGUCAACGGAGGGUCUUCUAACCACACAAUAUUUUGUACAAUACCUUCUAACAACUGGAAUACUAAGGGUGCAGCCAGCAGUCAAGAGGACAACGUAAACAAACCUGCGCUGGAUUUAAAUAUUAGCGGGGUGAGGAUUCAGCAUCGGGCUUCAAGUGUAGAUAUGCCUCAAGUUACGCUGAUGCCGUUUGGUCCAGAGGCCCAAAAUAAUCCUUCUUGUUCCGAACCCAGGCGCUGGUCUUUGCAACACCUGCCAGAUGGGUCAGCCAACUCUGGGAAAAAGCUAUUUGUUCUUCAGUUGCAGCAAUCUCAGUCAAAUAGUGCAGGAGCAGAUUGUAAUUUUGGCAUUACCGGAACAAAAGGAGACAGGCUAGUCAGAUACCCACGGAUACGGCUCGGGAGGAGCACCUCAUAUCCAGUUCAGCCACAGGCCGAGCGAAUUAGCCCCAUGGAAGAAGAUGCCCAUUGUGGAAAUGACCAGCGUGGCCCCGACAUGGCCAGAAGCAAUUCAGUCGAGCGGAUUUCCCCAGGGCAAGGAUGCACUUUUAAAAUUUGUCCAGAUCAAAACUCAAGACAGCAGCAUUUCAGAAUUCUUGUAACUCAUGAGAAGAACCAACCAUGUGGGCAAGAAAAUUCAAAUACAGCUGCUCCACUGGCAGCCAACUCAUCAACCAGAGACGACUUUCUGGGUCAAGUGGAUGUGCCACUUAAUCAUCUUCCGACUGAAGACCCAACUAUGGAAAGACCUUAUACGUUUAAAGAUUUCCUUCUUAGGCCAAGAAGUCACAAAUCUCGAGUAAAAGGAUUUUUGAGGUUGAAGAUGGCUUACAUGCCAAAAAAUGGUGGUCAAGAGGAUGACACUGAUCAGAGAGAAGAUUCAGAGCAUGGCUGGGAAGUAGUCGAAUCUGGAGAUUCCCCCACUCAACGCCAGGAAGAAUUACCUCCCCCUCCCUUACCUCCUGGGUGGGAAGAGAAAGUAGACAACCUUGGACGCACCUAUUAUGUCAAUCAUAAUAACAGAACGACACAGUGGCAUCGACCAAGUUUGAUGGAUGUGGCUUCUGAAUCUGACAAUAACAUCAGGCAGAUAAAUCAAGAGGCUGCCCACCGAAGGUUUCGAUCAAGGAGACACAUUAGUGAGGAUUUGGACCCUGAGCCCCUGGACACUGGUGAUGUCCCUGAGCCUUGGGAAACCAUUUCUGAAGAAGUGAACACAAGUGAUUCCUUAAGCCUGUCCUUGCCCCCUCCUCCUGCUUCCCCUGUCUCUCGGACCAGCCCUCAGGAGUUCUCUGAGGAAUUGAAUAGAAGACUUCAGAUCACUCCUGAUUCAAAUGGGGAACAACUCUCUUCUAUGAUUCAAAGAGAUCCCUCUGCAAGGUUGCGAUCUUGCAGUGUAACUGAUGCUGUUGCUGAACAGUCCCAUUUAUCACUGCCGAGUGGCCCAUCUAGAAGACUUCGUUCUUCCACGGUCACUGGGGGUGAAGAGUCGACGCCAUCAGUGGCCUAUGUUCAUACUACACCGGGCUUACCUUCAGGCUGGGAAGAGAGGAAAGAUGCUAAGGGACGUACUUAUUAUGUCAAUCAUAACAAUCGCACUACAACUUGGACUCGGCCUGUCAUGCAGCUUGCUGAAGAUGGUGCUUCUGGGUCAACAUCAAACAGUAACAACCAUCUAAGCGAGCCUCAGAUAAGACGGCCUCGUAGCCUCAGUACUCCCACAGUUACACUAUCUGCACCGCUUGAGGGACUUCUCAAGGACUCUCCUGUGCGAAGAGCCGUGAAGGACACCCUUUCUAAUCCACAGUCUCCUCAACCAUCUCCAUAUAAUUCUCCAAAACCACAGCACAAAUUGACGCAAAGUUUCUUACCUCCUGGCUGGGAGAUGCGAAUAGCACCCAAUGGCAGACCCUUUUUCAUUGAUCACAACACCAAGACCACAACAUGGGAAGAUCCCCGACUGAAAUUUCCAGUUCAUUUGCGGUCAAAAGCGGCUUUAAACCCAAAUGACUUGGGCCCCCUUCCUCCUGGUUGGGAGGAAAGAAUUCAUUUGGAUGGAAGAACGUUUUAUAUAGAUCAUAAUAAUAAAAUUACCCAGUGGGAAGAUCCCAGGUUGCAGAAUCCUGCUAUUACAGGUCCAGCUGUUCCAUAUUCCAGAGAAUUUAAACAAAAAUAUGACUACUUCAGGAAGAAGUUAAAGAAACCAGCUGAUAUACCAAACAGAUUUGAGAUGAAACUCCACCGAAAUAAUAUUUUUGAAGAAUCGUAUAGAAGAAUCAUGUCAGUGAAGAGACCUGAUGUAUUAAAAGCCAGGCUCUGGAUAGAAUUUGAAUCAGAAAAAGGCCUUGACUACGGAGGAGUGGCCAGAGAAUGGUUCUUCCUGUUGUCCAAGGAAAUGUUUAACCCCUAUUAUGGCCUCUUUGAAUAUUCAGCAACGGACAACUAUACUCUUCAGAUCAAUCCUAAUUCUGGACUUUGUAAUGAAGACCAUUUGUCUUAUUUCACCUUUAUUGGUCGUGUUGCUGGUUUGGCUGUAUAUCAUGGAAAGCUUUUAGAUGGUUUCUUCAUUAGGCCCUUUUAUAAGAUGAUGCUGGGAAAACCAAUAACCCUAAAAGACAUGGAGUCUGUGGAUGGUGAAUAUUAUAAUUCCUUGAAAUGGAUUCUGGAGAAUGAUCCCACAGAACUGGAUCUUAUGUUUUGCAUAGAUGAAGAAAACUUUGGACAGACAUAUCAAGUUGACUUGAAGCCAAACGGGUCGGAAAUCACGGUCACAAAUGAAAAUAAAAGGGAAUAUAUAGAUUUAGUCAUCCAGUGGAGAUUUGUCAACAGGGUUCAAAAGCAGAUGAAUGCAUUUCUUGAGGGAUUUACAGAACUCCUGCCCACGGACUUAAUUAAAAUUUUCGAUGAAAACGAACUGGAGUUGCUAAUGUGUGGUCUUGGCGAUGUUGAUGUGAAUGACUGGAGACAACAUGCAAUCUACAAGAACGGAUAUUGUCCAAACCACCCUGUCAUUCAGUGGUUUUGGAAGGCCGUUUUACUGAUGGAUGCUGAAAAACGUAUCCGGCUUUUGCAAUUUGUAACUGGGACGUCACGCGUGCCUAUGAAUGGAUUUGCUGAACUUUAUGGUUCAAACGGUCCUCAGCUGUUUACAAUAGAGCAAUGGGGAAGCCCUGAUAAGUUACCCAGAGCUCACACCUGCUUUAAUCGCCUUGACUUACCUCCGUAUGAAUCUUUUGAAGAAUUGCGAGAGAAGCUUCUUAUGGCCGUUGAAAACGCUCAAGGAUUUGAAGGCGUGGAUUAAGUGGGCGCCUGCUCCUGCUUCUUCUUAUUGUUCUUCUUCUUAUUGUUAUCUUACUAGUACAACAAAGAUUCUAUUCUCGGAGCAAGUUCUGCAAGCACUUUUUUGAUUUUCCAGCAGACUUUUUUCAGGAGAUGGAGCAGAACGAGUGCACGGUGGAGCGAGAAGCUUCUGUCCAGUGCCGAUGUCUGAAUCCAGCAAUGGGAAAUAACUUUCUUUCGCUUGUGGAUAGUAUUUCUGAAAUUUCCACAACAAAUUACCCACUGGUUGAUGUAUACUCUAAUGACAUUUCAGCAGGACUUGUCUAUUUAUGUCGUGCCUCUGUAGGCAAAAGCCCUUAAUAAAUGUUUUACAUACUUUUUAAUGGCAAUGAAUGGAAUUAAUCAUUUUACAGGUAUAGUAUUACGGUUCACGUUUACUUUGGAACAAUGAUUUUUAAGUUUUAUUUUCUUGCAAUUAAAAAAAAACAACCACAAUAAUGUACCGGAAGAACGAACUCAUUUUGUUUCCUCUUAAUUUGUCUAGACUGUAUGUAUGCCAUAAGUGUUCUGUUCGCCCCAAAAUCUGCUUUUUGUUGUUUUUAGCAUCAUGCUCUUCUGGUCUUUUAGAAUAAGUAAUUUUAUUUUUUUUUGUAAGAUAUUUUCUGCCAUUAGAAAUAUCCUAAAGUACCAAAUGCCUUUUUAAAUGUCUGCAUUGUGGUUUCGCAAACGGCAACAAAAGUUAAAAUUUGUGAUGGGAUGGAGACAAUAUUUCUACAAAUCGCCUGAAUAUUUACAGGAAAAUCAUAUUCCAGCAUGCCAAAUCUCUCGAUAAUGAAGUUGCCUCCCUAUUUCUUGAUAGUAUUUAUAUGUAUUAUAGCAUUUUAUUUUAUUUUUUGGGUGAUGGGUUUGGGCACUAUUGUCAUUGGGGGGGGGAUGUUUGAUUGUUUGUUGUAUAGUGACUUUUACCAAUUCUUCCCUCUCACAAUGGAGGCAUUUUGAAUGAAUCCUGAUCUUGCUUGAUCUCAAGGCUGUAAAAAGUACUUUUUCUGUUUGUAUGCAUUUGUUAGUAUCUAAAUGAGAAGGAUUUUUCCCUUUAUUUUUGAUUGCACCAAUUCUAGAAGCACUUUAUGUACCACAUGGAGAUCUUUUUUUUAAAAUCAUAAAUAUUAAUGUGAUAGUAUGCCUUCUCCUUGCCCAUGUCUUUUUGGUGCAAUAUCUUUCAUUUGUGAAAUCUGGCAAUGGCUGAUGGAAGUAUGGGAAAAAACUAGAGAGAGACGAACUUAGAGAUAUUAGUUGUAUCUUGUGGUGUUGGGCUCCACCCCCACCAAAAUUUAUUUAAUAAAUGCAGUUAUCUAGCCACUUUUAUAACGUAUGACAUGUUGCAUGAAUAAAUGAUAAUGCUUGC
This is a messenger RNA of Ahaetulla prasina, 7980 nucleotides long. It is a transcript of the gene NEDD4L, whose product is annotated as NEDD4 like E3 ubiquitin protein ligase. The transcript is spliced from 27 exons. Lineage: Eukaryota; Metazoa; Chordata; Lepidosauria; Squamata; Colubridae. Gene Ontology annotation, biological process: ubiquitin-dependent protein catabolic process; regulation of dendrite morphogenesis. The record is from RefSeq and is a predicted model, not a curated record. Bases 2827 to 6597 code for a protein of 1256 amino acids. Gene Ontology annotation, molecular function: sodium channel inhibitor activity; ubiquitin protein ligase activity; protein binding.